Dissoconium aciculare CBS 342.82 is the source of this 2115-nucleotide messenger RNA. RefSeq lists its product as uncharacterized. The transcript has 2 exons. The record is from RefSeq and is a predicted model, not a curated record. The annotation marks the transcript as partial. Lineage: Eukaryota; Fungi; Ascomycota; Dothideomycetes; Mycosphaerellales; Dissoconiaceae. Gene Ontology annotation, cellular component: nucleus. Gene Ontology annotation, molecular function: DNA binding; DNA-binding transcription factor activity, RNA polymerase II-specific; zinc ion binding. Gene Ontology annotation, biological process: DNA-templated transcription; regulation of DNA-templated transcription.
AUGCGACAGGCUGGUGCGCCGAGUAGCUCGGCGCCAGUAUGGACCGAGUUGAAGACCAAAGCAGGCAAAGAACGGAAACGACUACCGCUCGCAUGUAUUGCAUGUCGACGCAAGAAGAUCAAGUGCUCGGGCGAGGAGCCGGCAUGCAAGCACUGCCAGCGCUCACGCAUACCAUGCGUUUACAAGAUUACUGCAAGAAAGGCGGGACCGAGGACCGAUUACAUGGCCAUGCUUGAUAAGCGACUGAAACGUAUGGAAGAGCGAGUCAUCCGGAUCAUACCCAAGACUGAGCAAGGAAUCGUUGCUGAGACGGGUCGCGCGGUUUUGAAGCCAUCAUUGCAGAAGUUUCCUGCGAACAAGAGCGGCAAGAAGCGGCAAGCUCAUGUUGCGUUUAGCGGAGAUGAGUCUGAUGGCGAGGCAGAAGGUGCUACAAGUGGUCCCGGGGAAAAGACCAGCAAGCCAUCAGUAGAUGCAUUCGGCUCAUCGGACUCGAACGAACCCGAAGAGUCAAAUCUCCUCACCGAAGGCGCUGAUAAACUUCCCAAUAAGGAAAUACAAGAGCACCUUAGCGAAACCUUCUUUGACUUCGUAUAUGGACAGAGCUAUCAUCUUCUGCACAAACCUAGUUUCAUGCGGAUGCUGGAGCGAGGAAGUGUACCACCAGUCCUGAUGCUAGCAGUCUGUGCGAUAUCUGCACGAUUCUCAGACCACCCGGCAUUACGUGAAAGCAACGAGCCAGCCUUUUUACGCGGCGAGCAGUGGGCGAAGCCCGCUCGGGACAUUUCGUUCCGCCAUUACGAUCGUCCAAGCAUGACUAUAUUGACGGUAUAUCUCAUUCUCGGUCUGCAUGAAUUUGGCACCUGUCACGGCGGCCGUUCAUGGAUGUUUGGCGGAAUGGCUCAGCGUAUGGCCUACGCGAUGCAAUUGCAUACCGACUCCCAACAUGACCCGCAUACUGCCCCAGGGCCGGGUGAUCAGACUCUCAGCAUUACAGAUCGUGAGAUUCGUCGCCGGACUAUGUGGUCAUGCUUUCUUAUGGAUCGAUUCAACUCCAGUGGAUCAGAGCGACCCAUCUUUGUCGGUCAGAAUUACAUCCGGACGCCUUUACCCAUUAAGGAAAGUAUGUACUUCAUGGAGCUUGCUGGUCCGACGGAGGAUCUCGAAGGAAACCCAAUUAUUGAUCCGAAGGUUGAUCCUGCCGACAUCAUAGGCAAUGCCCGCGACAACAUGGGUGUCGCAGCCUAUCUCGUCAGACUUGUCGCUAUCUGGGGCAACUUGAUCGAAUAUAACAAUCUUGGCGGCAAGCAGCGAGAUCGAUAUCCCAUGUGGUCGUCAGCAUCUCAAUUUCAUGCCCUCAAGACGAAAGUCGCUGCAUGGAUCGCGUCGCUUCCACAGCCACUACAAUAUUCCUCCGAUAAUCUAUUCACGCAUCGAAGCGAGAGAACAGCCAAUCAAUUCCUAUUCUUGCAUAUUAUUUACAACCAGAUACUGCUCUUCAUGAAUCAUUUCGCACUUGUUCCUCCGACAACUUCUUCCCCUGCAGGAUCUUUGCCCUCCACGAGCCGCGACAAAGAUGUCAUGCCGCCUCAGUUCCGCGCCGAGGCCGCGCGCAUCGCACUCUCCGCUGCUACACAAAUAUCUCGACUCACGCACGAGGCCAUGGCUCACAAUGUCGUUGCCCCAUUUUCCGGAUAUGCAGCUUUCUUCAGCAGUACGGUGCAUAUCCCUCUUGCGCUCGCAAAGGUCCCCGAAGCUGCGCUCAGCAAGCAAUGUCUCAUGUAUAACCUCCGCUUUCUUGCUCGUAUGAGAAAGUAUUGGGGCAUGUUCGCAUAUGUCUCUGAACAGAUUCGCGAAUUAUAUCGCAAGUGCGCUGCGUCUUCUACUGCGGAUGGUGAAGGAGGCAAUACGGCCGUGUUUCAAUAUGGAGACUGGUAUAACUUGUAUCCGAACGGAGUCGUAAGCGAUGUUACGCGCGGUGAUAAAGCCAACUCAAAUUCUCCAGCGAACCGCUCAGGGAACGACCUUCGUUCUCCCGCCGCAAAGCCUCGGUCAGAUCCUGUUAUCAGCCUCGGUCAGAAGAGUGAUUUGCAAACGGUGGAGGAGUUCUUUGCAGCC